This is a messenger RNA of Metarhizium acridum CQMa 102, 522 nucleotides long. The record is from RefSeq and is a predicted model, not a curated record. Lineage: Eukaryota; Fungi; Ascomycota; Sordariomycetes; Hypocreales; Clavicipitaceae.
AUGGGCGAUUACUGCGGUGGCACAUUCCAGGGACUGCAGGCGAAGCUGGACUACAUCCGGGGCAUGGGAUUUGAUGCCAUCUGGAACCAUCUGGAUCACCCCAGUGGUGGCCAGUACGCAGAGCCAACGCUCAAGAGGGGGGAAAAAAAAACCACUGACAUUUCAACAGAUACCGCCGGCGGCUAUCACGGACACUGGGCUCAGGACCUCUACUCCAUCAACGCCAAGUACGGCAGCGCAGACGACUUGAAGAACCUCGUCAAUACCGCCCACGAAAGGCAAAUGUACGUCAUGGUGGACGUAGUCGCAAACCACAUGGGCCCGUCUGCCCUCCCCUCCUCAACCAAGGCUCGUCAUAUCACGCCCCCUGCCAAAUCGACUACUCGAACCAGACGUCCGUCGAGAACUGCCAAAUAUAUGUACGGAUUCAUCGCCAAGGUGCUGGAUGUCAAGAAGUCGGCAGGCGGCCUGGCAGGCGAUGACCACGCCCAUCUGUUUGUGGACUCGACGGCGUACGCGUGA